GAGAAAUCAAAUUAAUGUAGACAUAUUUUCGAUGUUAAUAAUUUGUAGUAAUGAAGAGUUAAUUACACUUAAUUAUUAUCAAAGAAUUAAAUUCGGACCGGCUAACACAUCAUAAUAUACGAGAAAAAAGGGUGAUUAUUUAGAUAUUUAAGAUCAAAGAGAGAAAGAAAAAGAGUGACAUGGCAUUCCUAAAAGUAUUAAGUUGCAGUCUAAUAUUCAUUGUUGCGGGGGCUUUUUUUAUUGAUGCACAAUUAUUGGCAGCGCGACAAUAUAACGUCCAGUUUAUACUACAUGAUAAUCAAGAUGUUUUCCACGGCGAAUACAAUAUCAACAUUUAUAUUCUUUCUAACACACAACAUAUACAUUUUUAUACAGAAAAUCUGUCUAUAAUUAAAGCUAUAGUAACAAACAAUACACAAAUAUCUGAAGAAAAAGUUUUUACACAUAGGCCUGAAAAUUUUUUCUAUGAAACUAAAACGUAUACAACUACCAUUACUUUUCCGUAUGUUUUAUCACCAGGAAAUUAUAUUCUCUAUUUGAAAUUUUCCGGUCUUUUAGCUGAAGAUGGAGGAUUUAGAACUUCCUACAUGAAUGAACAAAAUAAUAAAGUAUGGUUGGCUGCAACGCAUUAUCACACAUUUGCAACUCGAAGAUUAUUUCCACUAUUGAAGUUUAUUGUUAGGCAUGCUUGUUAUAACAUUUCUAUAAAGCAUCAUAAAAAUUAUACGGCUUUAUCAAAUAUGCCCGUAGAGGAAUAUGAGGAAAUGAAUAUAGAUACAAAUAAUAUGAUGUGGACACAUUUUCAAAAUACUCCGAAAAUGCCUGCUAACAUGAUAACGGCGGGUCUAGUUCAACUCGCGUUGAAACAAAAUCCGAUUGUCAACUUCUGGUACAGAACAGGCAUUGUAAGUUCCUUGCAAUUUGCACACAUAGCUGCUACAUCUAUUACGCUGUUCUUAGAAACGAAAUGGCCGUACAUCUGGAGAAUUGAACAAAGAAAUAAUAUCGUGAUUCCGAAGUUGUUGUCCGAAGACGAAGAAGAGAUAAAAUUGGGAUUAAUUCUUUAUAAAGAAGCAGACAUUAUUUUUAAUGAAGAAACAGAUUCUGAGAUACGCAAAAUUGAAAUAAGCCGAAUAAUAGCAUAUAAGACGGUGCAGGAACGGCUUUAUAAUGUAUUCAUCUACAAUUCAUCUACAUGGGAACCCUGGUUAAGCAAAGGUUUCGCUAUGUUCUUUGGAAUUUACGCCAUCGAUAAGGUAUUUCCACAUUCUCAAUUACAAGAUUUCUGUGUGGUUCAAACGCAACAUGAUUUUCUUCAUUGGAGCACCAAGGGCAUAUGGCCGUUCACAAUCAAAUCAGAAUUCAAUAGCUAUUUUGAAAUUCCUCGUUACAUCAAGGCAAACAUUAUGUUCCACAAAUUGCAAAAUGAACUCACAGAUGAAGUGUUCCAGAAAGGUGUCAAAAUGUAUUUAAAUAAUUCCGAAACAAGUAGUAGUGAUUUCUGGAACGUUAUGGAAUCUACCCUGGAUAAAUUACCUCUCAGAAUGAAAUACAAUUUAGAAGACAAAAUAACUAAUUGGAUACAGAUAGAUUAUUAUCCUGUGAUAAAUGCGGAAAGAAAUUAUAAUAUUAACCACUUGAAUAUAUCGGCAGAAAAUUUUUAUACAAAUAUAUUGAUAAUUGCAAACAUUUUUACGAGGACGCACUCCAAGUUGAAGGAAUUUUUGUUUGAAGAGUGGCUAAGACCAAAAAUUUUAACGUAUGCUACAUUAUCUUUAUAUUUCAUAGACGAGAAUGACUGGAUAUUAGUAGAUGUACAAAGUGGAUGCUAUCGCGUCAAUUAUGAUGCCGAGAAUUGGAAUAGACUUUCGAUAUAUCUGAACUCCAACUUCUUUGAAAACAUACAUGUUCUCGAUCGUGCUAAAAUUAUCGAUGACUCAUUUCAUUUUGUGAUGACAGGCCGAUUAAAUUUUACUGUAUUCCUGCGUAUUUCACACUAUCUAUCGCAAGAUACAAAUUAUACCGCCUGGUACCCUAUGUUCAAACACUUAGAAUAUGUGUCGGGUUUCUUUGCAUUUCCAGAACACGUAUAUCUAAAGGAAGAAAUAGAGCUACCGUUGAUAGGUAUUUUAUCGAAAAUAAAAUAUCCCCGUUUUGAAGAAUCAUAUAUGUCCAAUAAGGAGAACAUUUUCAUUAAAUGUUUGAAAGAAGAGGCUGCAAGAUGGCUUUGUAAUAUAGAUUAUUAUCAUUGCUUGGCAGAAGCAAAUGAUAAAUUAAUUUCAUAUCUCAAGCGUUAUAGAAAUUUAUCACACAAACUUUGGCCGGGAUGGAAAGAAUGGACAUUCUGCAAGGGUUUAAUGAUAGCGAAAAAUAAAACUUGGAUGGAAGUAUUUGAUAUAUAUUUGAAAGAAUCAGACUCUAACGUUUUAAAAUAUUUAGCAUGCUCCAAAAAUUCUUCGAUCAUUCUCCAAUAUAUAAAUUUAAUGGCAAAUAUAACAAAUGUAAAAGCUAUCGAUCAUAUAAACAGUUUUUGUUUCAUUGUUGCGAGACAUGCAAAUAAUAAUUUAGUACUUAAUUUCAUUUUAGACAAUUUGGAAAAAAUAAAACCCAAGGAAAUCAGUUUUAUUACAGCAUUAACUAUUAUCAUUAAUCAUAUAUAUUCUGAAAAACAAUUUAACAAGAUAUUUAAAUUCUUGAAUCUUAAAGAAAAUAUGAAGAAUAUAAUAAUGGAUGUAAAUCGCAAGCUAGCACUACGUUGGUGUCAAAUAGGGGCUCAACUGUACCAAUAUCGAUAUCUUAUAAAAGAUUUCAAUGAUAAUUUUAGAGUAUAUUAAUCACGGAUUAAUCAAUUAAACCAGGAAAAUAUAGCGAAAUAAUGUCAUUCUUUUUCAGAGAAGAUUAUUAUCCUUCAUCAAUCAUAAUUAUCUUAGUCGAAAUUUCUAUAUAUGUACUCUGGAGAAGAACUCCACCGGCUUUAUUUUCACAUCUACUUCAAGGAAAUUUCGAUCUUUAGCGUUGGAUUUCUAUAAGGGAUUUUUAUUGUAUUAAAUAUUUUAUUGUAAAGCAUCUUUCCUA
Camponotus floridanus (Florida carpenter ant) is the source of this 3075-nucleotide messenger RNA. RefSeq names its product aminopeptidase N-like. Gene Ontology annotation, cellular component: cytoplasm. The record is from RefSeq and is a predicted model, not a curated record. The transcript is spliced from 13 exons. Bases 180 to 2834 code for a protein of 884 amino acids. NCBI's taxonomy places the organism in Eukaryota, Metazoa, Arthropoda, Insecta, Hymenoptera, Formicidae. Gene Ontology annotation, biological process: proteolysis; peptide catabolic process. Gene Ontology annotation, molecular function: metalloaminopeptidase activity; zinc ion binding; peptide binding.